GGUGGAAGAUCAUCUUUCAGGUGAGACUCUUGUGUCAUUGUCAGAGCCCAUCCGGGUAACAGUUUGCCUGCCAGCACCCUGCUCCCUGCCUCUCGCUCUAGCUGCAGUAUAUCUGCCUCUUCAUGUCAGCCAGCAGACACUUACAUUUGUUCUAAAUGAGACUUCUCAAAAAAUGGGCCAAUUACUUGAAGAGCACAGACAGCAUCGGGCAGGAAAUAAAACCAUCUGGAACUCCGCAGGCCAUUGUUACUCUAAGCAGCGGGAACUUGGAGAACAAUGUCCAGACCCAGGAGGCUGUUGAGCCCCAGCCCCAGUCCGUGUUGGAGACGGCAUCACCUGCUCCUGAGGCACUACCAUCCCGAGGCACUUGGGGAGGGAAGCAUGAGUUUUUGCUGUCCUGUAUCGGAUACUGCGUGGGACUGGGCAACGUCUGGAGGUUCCCCUAUCUCUGCUAUCGCAAUGGAGGAGGUGCCUUCCUGAUCCCUUACUGCAUCAUGAUGCUGUUUACUGGCCUGCCCCUCUUCCUGAUGGAACUCAGUCUGGGACAGUAUGGAGGAGCAGGACCAAUACGUGUGUGGAAAUGCUGCCCUCUGCUGAAAGGGAUUGGAAUUGGAAUGCUGGUUGUUGCAUCGUUGGUCUCUCUUUACUACAAUGUGAUUAUUGCCUGGACAUUCUUCUAUCUGGGUAAUUCUUUCCAGAACCCUCUGCCUUGGUCGUGUGAGGCUCCAGCAAACAUUCCCCUGUGUCAGAAUUUAACUGCCAACCGAACUCAGCAAAGUGCAAGUGAAGUCUUCUGGAAUGAGCGUACCCUGGGAUUGUCGAGGAGUUCAGGUCUACAUGACCCAGGCCCUGUCCGAUGGGAACUGGCCAUUUGCCUUCUCGCUGCCUGGGUCGUUAUCUUCUUGUGCUGUCUGAAAGGGAUUCGCAGCUCAGGCAAGAUUGUUUAUGUGACUGCUACAUUCCCCUACCUGGUCCUGAUUGUGCUGAUAAUCCGAGGCGCCACCCUCAAAGGUUCCCUCCAAGGCGUGAGGUUCUACCUCAGCACGGAUUGGAAACGUCUGGGGAGUGCUCAGGUGUGGAAUGAUGCUGCAUCCCAGAUAUUCUACUCCCUGGGGAUUGGUUUUGGAGGAUUGCUGUCAAUGGCAUCUUACAACAAGUUUGAUAACAACGUUGUCAGGGACACCCUGAUCAUAGUGACCGGCAACUGCAUCACCAGCUUCUUCGCAGGAUUCGCCAUUUUCUCCAUCCUGGGUCACAUGGCCUGGAAGAAAGGUGUGGCAGUGGGAGACGUAGCGGAUUCUGGUCCAGGGUUGGCGUUUGUUGCUUACCCAGAAGCCUUAGCACUGCUGCCUGGUUCGUUUAUUUGGUCAAUCCUGUUUUUCCUGAUGCUCUUCACCCUGGGGAUCGAUACACUGUUUGGCAACAUGGAGGGGAUCACCACCGCGUUCCUGGAUGAGUUCCCGGUUUUACGGAGUGGGAAAUGGAAGGUCUUGUUCCUGGCUGCAGUCUGUUUCGUUUUCUAUCUGCUGGGACUGCUCCUGAUCACUGAGGGUGGCAUCUAUUGGUUCACUCUCAUCGAUGCAUUCAGCACCAGUUUCGGGCUCAUCAUCAUCACCCUCUUCAUGUGCCUGGGCAUCGCAUUCUUUUACGGUGUGAACCAGUUCUGUAAUGACAUAAUUGACAUGAUCCGUCUUUGUCCUCCCUGGUGCAGCAAGCUGUUACUCUACUUCAAGGCUUGCUGGGCCCUCUUCACACCCCUGCUCCUCCUGUUCAUCCUGAUGUAUGUAUUUAUUGAGAUGUACAACACACCCCUGCAUUAUGGUUCCUAUGAGUUCCCACUGUGGGGGAAGGCACUAGGAGUCUGUUUGGGGGUCCUCUGCUGUAUACAGAUCCCAUUCUGGGCUGUGGCUGCGAUACUGAAGGAAUCUGGAACGUGGCGAGAUCGGUUUAGGAAAGCUAUCCGACCCCUGAACUCCUGGAAGGUGACAGGGGGUGAGCGGACAUUCACAGAACAGACAGUCGAUGUGCCUUUCUCAGUGACACUGACUCAACACGAUUUCAACGAGGUUCAAGCCUGAACAUGGGGGAGGCUGGGCCAGGGGGCAGUGACUGGACUCGAACCCAUGGAGCGCGAGGAUUCGGUGGAGGGCAUGGGGGUCUUCUGCUGCAGGUCAGCCACUCGGAGACAAGAGGAGACGGACUCAAUGCUGACCAGGGGCCUACCCCCAGCCCAGUUACAGGUCUGAGGAGAGGGCAGUGCACAAUACCGGGUACCAUGGUGCUGCCAUUCCCCAGACUGAGAGUUAACACUGGCUCCCCCCAAAUCCAACACAUUGUCUUCCGGACCUGAAAUCCUUGCUUCCAGGAAAUCCUUGUCUCCCCCAGGAUAAUAGCCCCUCACCACACGUUGUGUUCCACAGGAGGAUCCAAUGGGAUUGUUUGGAAUGUUACAGCCUCGGUCAGCCUUCCAGGACCAUGACGCCAGUUCAGUGGUUGACCUGCCCUGACUCAGCACCAUGUUGGACCUGUACAGAAAUCCCAACGCAGUGAUGAGCAGACGAUAACCAACCACCCCUCCCCCAAAGGCACAGAACGUGGUCAUUAUCAGGAAGGCAGCAGCUAAUCUGCGCAGAGGACAAUGCAGCCGAAUAAAUGACAGAAUGUCUGUU
Hemiscyllium ocellatum (epaulette shark) is the source of this 2669-nucleotide messenger RNA. RefSeq names its product solute carrier family 6 member 7 (gene slc6a7). Gene Ontology annotation, cellular component: membrane. Gene Ontology annotation, biological process: sodium ion transmembrane transport. The coding region runs from base 156 to 2078 and encodes 640 amino acids. Gene Ontology annotation, molecular function: L-proline transmembrane transporter activity. The record is from RefSeq and is a predicted model, not a curated record. The transcript is spliced from 15 exons. NCBI's taxonomy places the organism in Eukaryota, Metazoa, Chordata, Chondrichthyes, Orectolobiformes, Hemiscylliidae.